UCCGCCACGCGGGCUCCGGAAGCGAAUUCACCGCCAUGGCGCGGAACGUGCUGUACCCUCUGUAUCAGCUGGGUGGCCCACAGCUCCGGGUGUUCCGAACCAACUUCUUCAUCCAGCUGGUGCGACCUGGCACGGCCCAGCCCGAGGACACUGUGCAGUUCCGGAUUCCCAUGGAGAUGACCAGGGUGGACCUCAGGAAUUAUCUUGAACGAAUUUACAAUGUGCCUGUGGCUGCUGUGCGGACGCGUGUACAGCAUGGCUCUCACAGGAAAAGGGAUCACAGAAAUGUCAGAAUAAAGAAGCCAGAUUACAAGGUCGCCUACGUGCAGCUGGCCCAUGGACAGACCUUCACAUUUCCAGACCUGUUUCCUGAGAAAGACCCGCGGCUUGAAGGCAGCUCUGUCGAUGAAGCCCAGAGCACGUUCAUGGCGGACGAGCAGCAGAGACAGGGCAGCGACCCCCAGCGUGGUGGCGUCCCCAACUGGUUCAGCCUGUGAUAGGGCAACUGAGUGGUUUGACAGCCCAAAUAAAAGUUCUGCUGUGUGGAGGAAGGACUGGA
Messenger RNA from Otolemur garnettii (small-eared galago), 559 nucleotides. It is a transcript of the gene MRPL23, whose product is annotated as mitochondrial ribosomal protein L23. The record is from RefSeq and is a predicted model, not a curated record. The transcript is spliced from 5 exons. NCBI's taxonomy places the organism in Eukaryota, Metazoa, Chordata, Mammalia, Primates, Galagidae. The coding region runs from base 36 to 497 and encodes 153 amino acids. Gene Ontology annotation, molecular function: structural constituent of ribosome. Gene Ontology annotation, cellular component: ribosome; mitochondrial large ribosomal subunit. Gene Ontology annotation, biological process: mitochondrial translation.